Molecule: messenger RNA, 5405 nt
Organism: Trichogramma pretiosum
Lineage: Eukaryota; Metazoa; Arthropoda; Insecta; Hymenoptera; Trichogrammatidae
Product: 43 kDa receptor-associated protein of the synapse homolog
Exons: 11
Coding region: 1061-2770 (569 amino acids)
Biological process (GO): chemical synaptic transmission
Cellular component (GO): synapse
Molecular function (GO): protein-membrane adaptor activity; acetylcholine receptor binding
Source: RefSeq, a predicted model, not a curated record
CGCGUGAGCUUUUCCCGAGCAGCAGCAGCGGCAGCAGUAAAGUGAGCUUUUCGUCGGAGCGAAAAUACCAUUCUCCACUACUGCUACUGCUACUAUCGUAUCGGGCGCUUGUACCACUACUGCCAUAUAGGUCGUGGGAGAACGUAUUUUACUACACCACCGUGUGCCACGCGUUUUCCUGCUUCGUACGAUCUGUUGUACAUAAAUAAUAUUCUACGUGUUUUGUGCGAACGAGUCUGUGUUGUGCUCGGUGACAGUCGCGCACACCUGCCCGAGAGAGAGAGAGAGAGAGAGAGAAACGAACGAGUCAAGCUCUAUAUCUAUAGUAGAUGGUAUACACGAGCUGAUCAGCUGACGCAGCAGUCGAAGAAACUAGUGCGUGCGGAGGCUAGCAUCCGACCAGUAUAUAUAGUGAAGUGCAGCCAGUGUGGGUGUAUACAAAUAGCUGCAGUGUGCGCACGAAGGAGAGAAAAAAAAAUAUAAAUAAAAGUGAUAGCGGUGUCCACGCGUUUAAUAGUGGGUGCGACGUUUAUUAAUAUAAUACACGAAAUUACCCUUGACCAACGAGUCAAGAAAUUAGCAAUUGUGUGUGUACGUGCAGUGAUACAAGUGUUUGCGCGUGUGUUUACUGUGCAGCCUUGAAAACACAGGCCAAUUCCAGCCCGAGUCCUCUCUGAUCAAAAAAAAAAAAAAGAAGGGAUAGAGACAGAGAGAUAGCCUGACUGGGCACACACUUACCGAAAAAAAAGGACUAAAAAGAAAAGCAAUGAUGCAUCGUCAGUGGUCGCGGGGCGAGAGCGUGGCGUCGUCGGGCUACGGCGGCACGAUCACGGCGACGGCCUCGCGCCAGGCGAGCUACGAGGUUGACGCGCAGGACUACGAGGACGAGCAGAUACUGGGCUCGAGGUGAAGCAUCGGCACGGCGACACAGGUCGUCGGGCCAUCGUCCGCGUCGCUGCUGCGCCAGCAGCAGUCCACGGCCUCCUCGUCGUCGCAUCACAACAACAACACCCCUUCCCGCAGCGGUACCCCCAAGCCGCAGAUCAAGAGCGUCGCCGAGAUGGUCGACCGGCCCAACUGCCACGACUGGACCCAUCAUCAUGACAAGUUCAAUAUAUCCAACACGGCCAUGUCCUGGGACUCGAUCAGCUCGAGGGAUUACAUCGGGCAUCAGCUGUCCGCCACUGCGCUGCUCGGCAGCCCGGACGGCUCGAGGCAUCCCCUCGACGUCUACGAGUUCUCCGAGGACGACUAUCGCCGACAGAUGGAGAACGGCUCGGACAACGGCACGGGCAGCUAUCACGGCCUCGGGCUCUGGGAGUGCCUCGUCGGCUGCCGCAACAGAUUCGACCAGCAGCUCGCCCGCAGAAAAGUGGAGCAGGGCCUGAAAUUGUAUCGGGCGCACAAGCAGCAGGCGGCGGUGCGCAAGUGGCGCGGCGCCCUCAACAACAUCGGCCGCCGCGAGGACAAGUUCGCCCUCCUCGGCUACCUCUAUCAGGCUUACAUGGAUUGGGGCAAGUACAGAGACAGCGUGGAGUUCAGCCAUCGGCAGCUGUGCAUCUCGGAGGAGCUCGACUCGCCCAACAUGCGCGCCGAGGCCUAUCUGAAUCUCGCCCGGGCGCACGAGCGCCUCGGCGCCCUCGACCGCGCCCUCGGCUUCGCCCGCCACAGCCUCUACAACGAGUGCGACCAGUGCGCCACAGCGGGCCACGUGCACCUCACCGUGGGCCGCGUCCAUCUCGAGCUCUCGGGCUUCUGCAAGGCCCUCGAGGCGUUUCAGCGGGCGCACAAGAUCGCCCACUCCAUACAGGAUCCGUCGCUCGAGCUUCAGGUCUACGUCGGCCUGUCGGAGCUGUUCUGCCGGCUGCAGGACGCCGACAAGAGCGCCAGAUACGCGGCGAGGGCCUACGACCUGUCCAGGAGUCUGCAGCUCGGCGAUCUCAACUCGCGGCAUCAUCGGGCGGCGCUGCUCCAGAUGGCCGCGUCGCUACGGAAAAAGGGCGAGCUCGGCGACGCCCACGACUACUGCUCGGAAGCGACACGCCUGUCCCUGGUGUCCGGCGACCAAGCGAGCUACGCCAGGAGCAUCCGAAUAAUGGGCGACAUUUACAGGCACAAAUCGGAAAUUAACAAAGCAUUCCGUCAGUACGAGAGCGCGAUGGGCUCGGCCGCGGCGACGGGCGAUCGCCUCUGCCAGAUGGAGGCGAUGGACGGGGCGGCUCGCUGCCUCGAGGCCCUACGGCUCCAGCACAAGAUCUGCAACUGCAAGCCCCUCGAGUUCAAUACACGGCUGCACGAGGUCGCCAGCUCGGUGGGCGCCAAGCUGCUGAUGCGCACCGUGCGCGGCCGCCUGUCGAGGAUCUACGGCUCGCUCGGCGACGAGGAGCAGAAGGCGCACUUCGAGCGGGCCGCCGCCUCGAUCGAGGAGGACCUCGAGCUGCGCUGCGGCGGCUGCGGCGAGCCCUUCGGCCUCGAGACGGACUCGCUCGAGGCGCUGCCCUGCUCCCACAUACUCCACGCGAGAUGCGCCUACGACAUCCUCAAGAAGCGCGACAAGAAGAAGAAGCGCCUCUGCCCGGACUGCCACAAAUCCGUCAGCUCGCGGCUCUAUCUGCACUGCGACGACGCGGGCGUGGGCACGAGCGGCGUCGGCGGCGGCCACGGCGACGUCGUCAAUCCGCUGCUGCACCAGAGCUCGCUGAGUCUGGCCUCGUUGCGCGCCAGCAGCCUGGCGACCCUCGAGGAUUGCCACGCGACGAGCAGCGUAUAACGGCAGGCCCUCGGCCCUCGAGGCGGCGGCGGCGGUGGUACGAGCAGCAGCAGCAGCAGCGAGCUCAAACGACAGCUGAGGCAGCAGCGACGCGCCAAGAGCUACGAGGCCGAGGACGACGACGACGACGACAUCAUAACCACGACUGUUUAAAAAGGAAGAGAGGACGAUUGAGUUGAUUAUGUGUAAUAUAUGAUUUUUGACAGCUGCGCCCUGCACAAUCUUAUAUAAUAUAAAUAAUGAUGUAUUGCAACGAUACAUGUGUCGUAUACGAGCUUGUUUACGUUGUUGUUUAUUGUUGUUGUGGAUUUUUUUAUUUUAUAACAAAUAUGUGUGUACAACUAAACGACGACUCAUAAAUACUAUAUCAAUAUUCAGAAGAAAAGAAAGAAUUCUAAAUAUAUGUGUGUGUAAGAUGACGAUAUAUCUGAUAAAACUAUUUUGCCAUCGGUUCCUAAUUAACACGUAUACAUAAAAUAAAUACUCAUUGCGUUACCGACGUUAGUCGUUCAAUGAUUUUUCUGCCUAAAUUUCUACGUAUCGUAAGGAUAAAAAUAAAAGCGCGUGUAGAUAAGUGCCAAUUUGACGGACGAGGGGAGAAAAUGAUUAAAUAAAUACAGGUCGAUCGCGCCAAAUUAGUCGAUUAAUUUUUGUUUUGUUUCGUUUUUCAGGGCAGUGAUGUGUACACGGAAUUCGGAUUCACAAUUAUAUAUAAUAAUCUUUCAAUGGAUAUAAAAAUGUACUAUUAAUGAUCGUUCCGAUGAAGUAUUAGUAAGAGCCUCGCCUAUAUAAUAAUAAUAAUAUUAAUAAUAAUAAAUACGAUAGAUUCACGUGCAUCAGAAAAGUCUCUCAGUGGGUACGAAAUUAUUUUUGUAUCAAUUAAUCGUCGGUGUGUAUACAUCGUGUAACGCACGCACUGCCCUGAAAACGUACCGAAUUUAUAUUAUAUGAUUUCGGCCGCGCGGAUAAAAGUGCAGAAGAGACGAACUAUGUGUCGAUGUUCCAUAAUUGAUAUUUAACUAAGAGAAAUCUACCUAACGAUUCGUCGGUUGCAAGUAGCUGACAAACAAUUCGCACGUAUUGAUGUAUGAAAAAAAAAGAUGAAGAAGAGAGUAUAUUAUAAAUAUUAUAAAUACGAACGAUAUAUAUAUUUAGAUGUAUAUAAAUAUUUUUUACACGUUCAAAUAAAAACGAGGGAGUAAAAAAAGGGUGCUGUGCGUAAAACGUUUUAUCGAUAAAAGAGGAAGGGGCGACGAUAAGGAGGAAUAUCUUAAUAUAAUAAAUUUAAAGAGAUGAAAAAAGAGUCAUACUCGAAAAUAACCCUUGACGAUGGUUACUAACAACGAAAAAUAAAUUAUACCUAUAUGCUUCCCUUUACGCGAGGUGAAAGAGAAUCCUUUUAAAUUUUCUUUUUCUUAUUUAGUUCCCGUCCGAGUUGUAUUUCAACCGAGCCCAUUCUGGAUUUUUCAUGUGUAAUUUUGCUCGAAAGUUAUGUAAACUUUUCAAUUUAUAAAAAAAAAAACUCCUCGUCAACGAGUUUGUGAUCGACUUCGUGCAUUUCCGAUGAUAAAUAUAAUAUAUUUCUCAGUCGUAAAAAAUCUUUUUCAAUUUUUAUUACUAACGUACGUUCGUAUAUGAAAAGGUCUCAAAAUAAUAGUCAAAACUUGAAUAAAAAAAAACUUCGUACUUGUUUUAAAAGCGAAUAAAUCGUAAUUUGUAUAUAUUUUACAAUAUACUGUUUUGCCUUGACGAGAGUUCAUAUAACAAAAAAGUACUAAAUAAUUGUCAGAAUUCAAAUGUAACGUCAUAUACGCAUAAUUAAUAAAACUGAUAUUCAAGAAAAAAAAUUAUAAGAUAUAGAUCAGAAAAAGUAUCUUAAAAAAAUUUCAAAAUAAAAUCCAAUAGUUCGACGUGAAUAACUAAAAAGUGGAUAAAUGUUUAAAAAAAAAGGCGUUCAAGUACGAGAUGAAAAAUAAACAAAUUAACUCAACUUAUAAUAUAAAAGUAAACGCAAGUAAAAAAAAUCGAGCACACCUUGUAGCGCGUAGUCGUUCGACACACACACACACAAUCCAACAAAGAUACCUAUAAGGGGCGAAGAAAAAACGCGUUAAUAGAAAUCCGAUUUGUAAGUAUAAAAAAAAAGUUAACCCAAAAACCUGCAAAAAAGUGUUUUAAAGAUUACGAAAAAAAAAUGUGUAAACGAGAAUGAACUUAUAAAUAUUACCUCGUAAGUCGUCGAAAAAAAAGUUGUUAAGUAGGUUUAAAAUCAAUAGCCAAAAACCGCUGCGUAAUGAUAACCAAAAACGAAAUGCGUUUUGUAAAUCGGUAUUCGGGGCGCUGCAUCCAAGAAAGUAUAAAGAUUAUGUGCAUGCAGAGCGAGAGAAAAUGUGCUUAUGAAAUCGUGCGGUUAUAUUAUAAAUAUAGUGUCGAAACAAAAAUCUCAAGAUUAUCGUCUGAAUGAUUUUUUUCGUUGGUCAUAAUUUUGCAGGUUCAACUCCACAAUUACCCUAAAUAUAUUAUACAAAAAUUAUAAUAAUACGAGAUUUAUUAUAUCGAGCGUUGUUGUGUAUGGAAUUUGGCGAAAAAUAAAGAUUAUUUUAGGAAAGUAAAGAAUAAAAAAAACACGACUCUC